AGCCCGAGCUUCUGAAGCUCCCCCCAAGCUCCCCGAUCCCUCGGGAGAAAACCCCGCUUGUUACCGGGAUGCUCAAAGAUCCCCAACCCUCCAAGAAGCCGCUCGACAGGAUUUUUUGUCCUGGAUGAGUCACUUCCGCUCACAGACUCCCUCCUCCGGAAGCAGGGCCUGAUGUAAACACCAGAGCCGGGCUUCAAGGCCCGGGAGGUCAGAAAACCGGGCCGCAGGCGGCACCAACCGCGGAGAUCGGGUUGGGGGGGGGAUUCGUGGAACAAAAGAACAAAGGCAAGAAGCAACUAGAGCAUGAUCCCAGGGGUUGGUCGGCGUCGUGGGGAGAGGUCCGCCAAAGAACUUAGCCAAGUCGGAAAGAGACAGCAACUUGUGGACAGAAGUUUCUACUGCUUGGAAAUUCAUUUCAACUAUAUCCUGUUCGUUGAUGCGACAGCAAUUCUGGACCAUGUCUCAGCAGCCACUUCGAGGAGUAACUAGCCUACGUUUUAACCAAGACCAAAGCUGUUUUUGCUGCGCCAUGGAGACAGGUGUGCGCAUCUACAAUGUGGAGCCACUGAUGGAGAAAGGGCAUCUGGACCAUGAACAGGUGGGCAGCAUUGGCCUGGUAGAGAUGCUGCACCGCUCCAACCUGCUGGCCCUGGUAGGCGGUGGUAGCAGCCCCAAGUUCUCCGAGAUCUCAGUGCUGAUCUGGGAUGAUGCCCGGGAGGGCAAGGACUCCAAGGACAAGCUGGUGCUGGAGUUCACCUUCACCAAGCCAGUGCUGGCUGUACGCAUGCGCCAUGACAAGAUCGUGAUCGUGCUGAGGAACCGCAUCUAUGUGUACUCCUUCCCUGACAAUCCCCGAAAGCUAUUUGAGUUUGACACCCGAGACAACCCCAAAGGACUUUGCGACCUCUGCCCCAGCCUGGAGAAGCAACUGCUAGUGUUCCCAGGACACAAGUGUGGAAGUCUACAACUUGUGGACCUGGCAAGCACAAAGCCUGGCACUUCUUCUGCACCAUUUACCAUCAAUGCCCAUCAGAGUGAUGUGGCCUGUGUGUCCCUGAAUCAGCCAGGCACCGUAGUAGCGUCAGCCUCGCAGAAAGGCACUCUCAUUCGCCUUUUUGACACUCAGUCCAAGGAGAAACUGGUGGAGCUGCGCCGAGGCACAGACCCCGCCACUCUAUACUGCAUUAACUUCAGCCACGACUCCUCCUUCCUCUGCGCUUCCAGUGAUAAGGGCACUGUUCAUAUCUUUGCUCUCAAGGAUACCCGUCUCAACCGUCGCUCUGCGCUGGCUCGUGUGGGCAAGGUGGGCCCUAUGAUUGGGCAGUACGUGGACUCUCAGUGGAGCCUGGCGAGCUUUACUGUGCCUGCUGAGUCAGCUUGCAUCUGCGCCUUUGGUCGCAAUACUUCCAAGAAUGUCAACUCUGUAAUUGCCAUCUGCGUAGAUGGGACCUUCCACAAAUAUGUCUUCACUCCUGAUGGAAACUGCAACAGAGAGGCAUUUGAUGUGUAUCUUGACAUCUGUGAUGAUGAUGACUUUUAAGGACCCUGGGGGCUGUGCUAGGAACCUGCAAUAGCACACUUCAGAGCCUGAGCUUGGGGGCUGAGGGAGUCCUGUGAAAGCCACCAGCCAGCAAGCAUGAAUGAAGCCUGGGCCCACUCUCCACUCAAGCAGAGCUAUGUCUAAAUAAAUAGCUCACUUCCCCAGAGCACUUCUUUAGAACUGUUACCAAAGGGCCAGACUAGGAACCUGGGUUAUAGGAGAUUCCCUGGAGCUCCCAACCUCAAGAAGAUUGCCAGGGACCUAAAGAAAAUAUCCCUAAUCCAACCCGGGGAUUUAAAAACUUACUAGAAAGAUAUUUCUGAUGUGAUGAAAUGAAUAAAAGGCCCUUAACAGGCA
Molecule: messenger RNA, 1897 nt
Organism: Perognathus longimembris pacificus (Pacific pocket mouse)
Lineage: Eukaryota; Metazoa; Chordata; Mammalia; Rodentia; Heteromyidae
Gene: Wdr45
Product: WD repeat domain 45
Exons: 11
Coding region: 437-1540 (367 amino acids)
Biological process (GO): nucleophagy; protein localization to phagophore assembly site; protein lipidation
Cellular component (GO): phagophore assembly site membrane; extrinsic component of membrane; cytosol
Molecular function (GO): phosphatidylinositol-3-phosphate binding; protein binding; phosphatidylinositol-3,5-bisphosphate binding
Source: RefSeq, a predicted model, not a curated record